Molecule: messenger RNA, 1771 nt
Organism: Coffea eugenioides
Lineage: Eukaryota; Viridiplantae; Streptophyta; Magnoliopsida; Gentianales; Rubiaceae
Product: cytochrome P450 734A1-like
Exons: 4
Coding region: 94-1593 (499 amino acids)
Molecular function (GO): heme binding; monooxygenase activity; oxidoreductase activity, acting on paired donors, with incorporation or reduction of molecular oxygen
Source: RefSeq, a predicted model, not a curated record
GCUACAAGAGACAUCUGGCUUCUUCUUUCCUACUGAGUAACCAGAUUUCAGACCCAGGGAGUACUUUCUUUGCUCUGAAAUCUGACCAACACCAUGCAUCUCUUCGUUCUUGCAACUUUGAUGGUCCUUCAUCUACUUAUAGUCCUCUUGAUCAGGUUCAUAUACUCCACUUUUUGGAUUCCGUACAAAAUCCAGCGACAUCUGUAUAAGCAGGGCAUCAGGGGCCCUGGCUACCGUCCGAUAUUUGGGAAUUCUCCCGAGUUCAAGCUAGAAUUCGAUGCAACAUUGAACAAACCAAUGGCAUCAUUCAGCCACGACAUAGUCCAUCGUGCAGAUCCAUGUUACCACAAGUGGACUGCCAUGUAUGGGAAGACCAUGCUUUUCUGGCACGGCUCCACUCCCCGGCUGGCUCUAGCUGAUCCCGAGAUGAUAAAGGAGGUUUUCCUAAACAAAUCCGGGCAUGUUAUAAAGGUUAAGCUUCCACCACUGGCUGAGCAGCUCUUUGGGAAGGGACUCAUUGAUUUGCACGGUGAAAAAUGGAGUAUUCACCGAAAAAUUGCCAAUCCAGCCUUCAUCAUGGACAGAGUUAAGGCAUGGGUUCCUGAGGUUGUGGAAAGUACUCAGGAGGUGCUUAAGAAGUGGGAAAAAGGGAUACGAGAAAGAAAUGAGAUAGAAGUGGAUGUACUGAAAGAGUUUCAUAUACUUUCGGCAGAAAUCUUAUCAAAAACAGCUUUUGGUAGUAAUUUUGAAGAGGGAAAGCACAUAUUUGAAUUACAAGACCAACAAGCCUUGUUGACUAUACUGGCUCUGAGGACCGUGUAUAUUCCUGGUUUGAGGUUUCUGCCUACGCGUGACAAUAGGAUGAGGUGGAAAGUAGAGAAAGAAACUCGACGGCUGAUAAGGAAAUUGAUCGACAGAGAAAAGAAAGCAGGAGGAAACCAAAAAUGUCUGCUCAGCUUUUUACUUUGGGGAGGAUUGCCAGUGGAAGAAGUCAUUGAUGAAUGCCAGACAUUCUAUUUUGCUGGAAAGGAAGCUGUCGCAAUAUUCUUGACUUGGACACUUCUGCUUCUGGCGUUGCACCAAGAAUGGCAGACCAAGGCAAGGGAAGAAGUAUGGCAAGUUUGCAAGAAUGAUGAGCUUCCAAAUGCAGACAAUCUAAAUGACUUGAAGAUUGUGGGCAUGAUACUUAAUGAAGCACUUCGACUCUACAAUCCGAUUCCAGAUUUGUUCAGGGAAGCAAAUCAGAAUAUCAAAGUGGGAAGCCUUGAUGUUCCUGCUGGCACCCAGUUCUAUUUGCCUGUGACUGCAACUCACCACAAUACUGAGAUAUGGGGAGAGGAUGCAGACGAGUUCAAUCCACAAAGAUUUGCUGAGCCGCGAAAGCAUCUUGUCUCAUUUUUCCCAUUUAGUUUAGGAUCCAGAAUUUGCAUCGGUCAAAAUUUUGCCGUGAUGGAGGGAAAAAUCAUCCUUGCUAUGAUUCUCAAACAAUUCUCUUUUGAAUUGUCACCAUCCUAUGUUCAUGCUCCUGUGACAUAUCUCACUGUCCAGCCUCAAUUUGGUGCUCAAAUCCUUUUCAGGAGGCUUUCUAGUUGAAUGCUUGUAGGGAGUUUUUUUUCCUUGUGUUCUAUAGUCUUCCUGUAUCCUGUCACAGUUGUUACUUGUUAGUGAUAUCCUAAGAUGCUGUACCACUUGGAAUCUUAUUCCCUGCGGUAAUGCAUUUUCCUGUGCUGUGCAAGUUGUGAUAAAUUUAUAGUAUGCCGACUGCUUCUUC